Pogonomyrmex barbatus (red harvester ant) is the source of this 5619-nucleotide messenger RNA. RefSeq lists its product as uncharacterized. Gene Ontology annotation, molecular function: protein binding. Lineage: Eukaryota; Metazoa; Arthropoda; Insecta; Hymenoptera; Formicidae. Gene Ontology annotation, cellular component: cytoplasm; SCF ubiquitin ligase complex. The record is from RefSeq and is a predicted model, not a curated record. Gene Ontology annotation, biological process: SCF-dependent proteasomal ubiquitin-dependent protein catabolic process.
ACAUACAUAUAAGUAAUUCAUUAAUUUUGUUGCAAUAUAUUCAUUAUUUAUGGGGAUACAUAUGCGCAUGCUAUGAAUACGUGCACACAAGCACACAUGCUGUUGCAUCAUGCAUUUUCCGAGAUGAAACAGCAUUAAGUCAUAAUAAAAGAAAGACAAUAUUCGGGAUUUACUUGGGAACGACUUGCGCUUGAAAAUAUUCCAUUUCGCGCUAUGCUAUUACUGUCAUGCGCCAUCGUUCCUCGCCGCUUGUUUCCACUUCUAUUAACUCCCUGAUAAUCAAGCAUUUCGCGAGCGGGCUUGCCUCAUUGAAAAUGCAACGAGACGCGGAGCCGAGCGAUCGUCGUAAAAAAAAAAAAAAAAAUAUCACUCCGGUCGACCUCGAGUCACACGACAGCUUUUCGAUGAGCUUGAACGCGAAUAAUCGAAAAGAAAUCGGCAUUUCACGCUAAUUAAUAAAGGAUAUAAGUUCGAUACAUCAGAUAAGAGCGAUACAUUUAGUAUCUGUAGCACAAAGACCGUCGUCUGUCUGUCGGUCUGGGAAAAAAAAUUAUUUAAAAAAAAGUCCAACGACAAUUGAAUUGCACGACAUUGGGAAAAUUUAUAAUAGUAUUUAGAGUAGUUAGUAUGUUAAGUCUCUCUUUAUAUAUAGAUAAUAAUAAUGAUUCCUAUGCAACACGAACUAUAUUAGUGAUGAAUGUAGAGAUGAAUGUGUACGUUUGAUCCUAAAACUGGUAGCGCUCGCUUUUAUCCGAACAUGAAGAUGUUUACUUUCGAAUUAACAAUUGUAUCACUUUCCAACCAGAAUAACGUGCAAUCAUUUGAAUCCCGACUUUGCAUACGCUAUUGUUCACACCGGGAUCGACGAUGAAUCAUUAAUUGGCGAUUCAGUACGUGGCGAAAGGAAAUCGUACGUCUGGAACACGGCGAGGUCGUAGGUGUUUCCACGAUUUAGCAAAUGGAAAAAGAUCAUUCGACAUGACUACAAUUCGAAUCGAUUUUAUUAUAAUCAAUAACUCUGUUAUUAUAAUUAAUAAAAAUUACCAUUAUCAUUAGCAUACCUCUAAAUUUAAGUGAGAUUACGAGAAUUGGAGAGAUUCGGCAUAUAUUAGUACUUAAUAAUUAAUAAAUACAAAUUAUUAAGUAACGCGACAGCGAGUAAGUUGGAAAUUAAGAAUCUCGACACAUAAUUCAUGAUUGGCGUGGUCCGAAUACGGACCUUAUGAAUAAUCGUGGACGGAUCAAACUGCGGAUCCAACUCGUUCUUCUGUGAAAUCUUUCGAUUUCAAGCGUUACAAAACGAAAGGGGGAAACACUGCUCGAAGGCCGCGAUUCCGUUUGUCGCGUAUAUAUAUGAAUACCGGCGUCGCGGCGUCAACGCGAUGGAGAUGACACGUAUUGGAAUAUGUUUUUUAGAAAAAGUAAGUCUCCAACAAUUAGGAGUGGGAGGAGGGGGCCAAGGGAUCGGCCAAGGGGUACUGGCGAUCGAGGAGACGGAAAAAGGAAGCGGCGGUACCGGUGGACAAUGGUGGAAGCAGCAGCAUCCAUCCUAUCAUCACCAUUAUCACCAACAUCAUCAUCAUCAACAACACUAUCAUCAUCAGGGCGGUUAUUACACGCAAUCGCAUACUCACAACCCUGUCACUACCAUGAAGCAAUCCUACAUGCAGCUAACAUGGGUGUUUCACGAUGACGAGGCGCAGAUUAACAAGAAACUGCCAAAGAAUUUGAUUGACAGAAUUUUUUCGUAUCUCGAUGUCGUAUCGCUAUGCCGUUGUGCCCAAGUAAGCAAGGCCUGGAACGUAUUGGCGCUCGAUGGGUCCAAUUGGCAGAGGAUCGAUCUCUUCGAUUUUCAACGAGACGUGGAGGGACCAGUAAUAGAAAAUAUUUCGAGGCGUUGCGGCGGAUUUCUCAGGCAGCUCUCGCUCAAGGGAUGCCAGAGCAUCGGCAACAACUCCAUGCGCACUUUAGCCCAGUCGUGUCCUAAUAUCGAGGAACUCAAUUUGAGUCAAUGCAAGAGGAUCUCGGAUGCGACAUGCGCGGCUCUCAGCAGUCAUUGUCCCAAGCUCCAGCGACUGAAUCUGGACUCCUGUCCCGAGAUAACGGACAUGUCCCUGAAGGAUCUCGCGGCCGGUUGCCCUCUGCUCACUCACAUCAAUCUCUCGUGGUGUGAGUUGCUCACCGACAAUGGGGUCGACGCGCUCGCCAAGGGUUGCCCGGAACUCCGCAGCUUCCUAAGCAAGGGAUGCCGUCAGCUGACGGAUAAGGCCGUCAUGUGCUUAGCGCGCUACUGUCCUAAUCUCGAAGCGAUCAAUCUACACGAAUGCAGGAAUAUAACGGACGACGGAGUCAGAGAACUUAGCGAACGGUGUCCACGGCUGCAUUACGUUUGCCUGUCGAAUUGCCCCAAUUUAACGGACGCGACGUUGAUUAGCCUGGCACAACACUGUCCACUCCUCAAUGUACUCGAGUGCGUCGCAUGCACCCAUUUCACGGAUACGGGUUUUCAGGCUCUCGCGAGAAACUGCAAACUACUCGAGAAGAUGGAUCUGGAAGAGUGCCUUUUAAUCACCGACGCCACCCUCACUCAUCUGGCAAUGGGUUGUCCGAGAUUGGAGAAACUAAGUCUGUCACACUGCGAGUUGAUCACCGACGAAGGCCUCCGACAGAUCGCGUUGUCGCCAUGCGCGGCGGAACACCUAGCCGUCUUAGAACUGGACAACUGCCCGAACAUCUCGGACAACGGUCUGAACCACCUGAUGCAGGCCUGUCACAAUCUUGAGCGUAUCGAACUAUACGACUGCCUACACAUUACCAGAGAGGGCAUACGUAAACUCAGAGCCCAUCUACCGAACUUAAAGGUGCACGCGUAUUUCGCACCGCCGACUCCGCCACCCAGCGCGGGAGCCUCGCGACAACGAUACUGUCGGUGCUGCGUCAUUCUGUGAUUUUGCCUUCAACUUCUAACUUCGAAGUAAAAAUCGUCCGAUAUACACACACACCCACGGGAUUAUAGUGGACCUUUAUCAAUGGUCGCUACCCGCGGCGAUUAUGGGACCUCUCUUUCUCGUGAUUACCGGAGAAGCGCUCUGGUUGCCCAUCACACGUUGAUAAGUGAGAACGGGAACUCGUUGUCAAUUGCAAAUCGUUAAAGCGAUUCAAGCUGUACAUGCAACGAGUGAAGUAACAUCACCAUCAUCAACACAGCCACUGAUGCUACUACUGCAAUUACCACUAUGACCGCUGCUACUGCUGCUGCUGCUAUUACUAUAACUACUAUUACUACUACUACUACCGCUGUUACUACUACACUUAUUGUUAUUAUUAUUAUUUCUAUUUGUACUCCGUUAUCUCGAUAAUAAGUGCAUCGCCACUAUCCCAGUUAUAUUGUGUGCGGGAAGUUAGUCUGCAAAGGAAAGAAAUUCUCAGGUUUCCUUAGCAAUAUUAUCGUUUCUAUGAUCUUCAUUUAGCGCGUGUGGCAUUUCUCUCCGCGGCGGGAAGUGACGUGCUCGCGCGUUUUCCAAGCUCCUCGCAAUACAUAUGGAGCGGCGUAUUUAAACGCGAGCGUACGAGCUUAUUUUGAUUAGCGUUCGGACGCGUAUUUUCCUAGCGCUACGCGAACAAAGUUUAUCGAUUUACGUUGCUCGAUAAACACGAGAUACUUAUUUUAAGAUACGCGUAAAUGUCUUAUAAAUAUCUUAAUGAGCAUCCGCGCGCGUACUAUCGAUGGGGCGUGGAAGAAAACGGUAGUUUUAGGGGCAAUACGGAAUCAAGCGUAAUAAUGUGUGCAAUUGUAUCCAGAAGUCGAAUUUCACACACACAUUUCGACGACACACAUUUCGUAAUCGUAGCAGUUUCUCAACGAACACUGCCUAUAACGUUAUUGAUAAAUGAGAAAAAAAGAAGAAAAAAGGAAAAAAAUAAAUACGAUAUAGCGACCGCGAAUCGAAUCUCGUUGUAAUAUUUAGGAUAUUACUAUUGUUUUAUCGUAUAACAUAGACAUAAACGUACCGAAUAUAACGUACCGAAAAAGUACGGUUCGGUGAAAGUGUUUCUUCUCGGUGUCUGUUUAAAAGUAUUAACGGAUCGCGCGUACGUGAUUACCGAACGACACCUACGAAUUUCUUUCCUUUCGUAAAAAAAGAAAAAGAUGCAGAAGAAAAAAGAAAAAAAGAAGAAAUAGAAAGAAAGAAUAAAAAGAAGAAAUCUUUCGCAUUAAGGGCGCACAAUUCAACUUUUAACGACAAACUUUCAACGUAUUGUGAUCGUGGACACUCGAGAACAUGAGGAGGAUCGCUCGAGUAUUUGAAGACUCUACCGCCACUGGCGCAACUUACAGCGGUGGCGCAUGAAAGAUGCAUUUUACAUUCGAUUCGCGGGCAAACGGUGUUUACGCCCGUGCAUCGUACCCUCGAGUCCCGUGUAAACGUAAACCACUUCUCCUUGACAGCCCGGACGUCUAUUCUACUAUUUCUUUUCUCUGUUUUAUUACUUGUCUUUUUUUUUAUAACUUGUCAUGGACUAGGAGAGCACAGACUGACAAACGAAUCAAAGCGUUAAUGUGUUACACCGAUUAACUUCGUGCUGGCGGCGAACAUCGCUGGCAAGUUUUUACUUUUUAAGCCUAGGUUUAAAAAUGGAAUGGCGGCAGUAUCAUGAAGCCACGGGUGUAUCGCGAAGAAUGAUGGAUCGGCGAUCUCCGCGUGCGAUCUUCGCCAAUUGAUCCUGGAUACUCCGUGACUACAGUGACAAUGUGCCCGAUGGUGAAGAACAAACAGAUAAACAGAAAAGACGUUUAAUCUUCGACCCAGUGCUUGUAAAGUCCCGAUCAUAAGAUCGGCGCAAUCCUUCAAUUAAAUCACGAUAUUGUUUGAUGAAGCGACCGAUUCGCUGCAGAAUCUUUGUAGGUGCAUUGAGCGCCGCAAGAAGAGAGACGAGCAGUUCAUUACAAGAUGUGAAAUAUCAAAACCUGGCUUUCCGAAGCCAGAAAAUAUACCGCGGGAAGACGAGCAACCCCUAUAUACGUGGAUUACGAUUUUCCAUUUAAUUGUACGAAAAAAUUCCACAACGUAGUUUCUCCGAAAGUUUUCACGAUGAAACUUUACGGCGGAUUUGGGUUUUCGAAUCGACAAAAUUUAUUUUGAAUAUAAAAGACGCUAUACACAUACAUACAUACGUGCAUACACACAUACAUACACACAACUAAUACAUAUAUUGGCUAUAUUUUUAGAAGCGUACCCUUGCCAGAUUUUUACUAAAGGAGUCGAGGACGCAUUUUGAACGCGUUUUAAUGGCUGGUCGAAGACCAAAACGCGAAAUUUUUAAGCGGUCCAGUUUCGAAGUGCAAUAUCCGUCAGACGCGAAACGCGCCUUGUUUCCUUCCUCUGUCUUUGAUUCGUGAUUCGUAAAACCUGGUUAGUAUUGCGACACGGCGCGUCGUCGCAUUAAGCAAAAGAAGGGAGGAAAAAGAAACACGAAGUAUCGAUUGUUAAUCCUUUGGUAGCGUGUAAGAGACAUACCGCGUAUAUAUUGAAGUAUAGCGUGUAACACAGACAUAACGGAUGCGGCAACCUAGAUAUAUGAUACAACAGUAAAUAAAUAUAUAGAUAAGAUAUGUUU